Molecule: messenger RNA, 360 nt
Organism: Helobdella robusta
Lineage: Eukaryota; Metazoa; Annelida; Clitellata; Rhynchobdellida; Glossiphoniidae
Exons: 5
Coding region: 1-360 (119 amino acids)
Molecular function (GO): carbohydrate binding
Source: RefSeq, a predicted model, not a curated record
AUGGCACGUGACUCAAUGACGUCAUUGAAAUUCUCCACUUCGAUUGGUCGGAGUCCCAGUGAAUACUGCCUGACCGAUACCUUUGUUGCCGAUUGCAAAUUAGGCAGUGUCAUUCUCAUGACCAGGGCACUCUAUGGUAGAAUGUCUGCCGGGAAGUGCGUGACCACUGGCUACGGAUACCUCGGUUGCCAUGCUGACGUCAUAGCCCUGUUCGACCGCGAGUGCUCCGGUUCAAGGUCGUGUCGAGUCAAGGUGAGCGAUCCAGCUAUCGUCCGGUCCAAACCAUGUCCGCUUGAUUUUACGUCCUAUUUAGAGGCUGAAUAUAAAUGCAUUGAAGGGAUGUACCCUUUCACCGAUUAA